AUGUACAAAUUAUUAUCUGUGAUUGAAUUUCUUUUUUGCAAAUAAAUACAGAUGCCAAACCAUAAUGACCAAAUUGAAUGUCUAACAUCAUCAUCAUCAUCAUCAUUAAUGUCAGAUAUUCAUAAAAAUAAGAAUUCCACUAUUAAUCAUAAAAAUAGAAUAAAGAAUACAAAUGGCCUAAAACGAGGUAAUUCUGGUGACAGUUCGAUAAUUACUAACGAUAAUAAUGGACGUAGUAAGAUACCUGUUUAUAAUGGUAAUAAUCAUUCAGAUAUGGCCACCAAUAGCCGAAACUGUACAAAUGUAUUGGCAAUAAAUAAUCUAUUCGGAUGGAAUAUUGGUUACCAUCAUCAUCAUCAUCAUUAUCAACAUCAUCAACAGUCACAAAGGUUGAUUACAAACCUAAAUAAUCUAAGAAUAAUGGAUUUACCUGAACAUGUAAGAAUUCAUCAAAAUCUACAUAAUCGUCUUAAUCAUCCACAACGUCAUUAUUGUCAACAACAACAACAACAAGCUGUACGAUAUUGUCAACAUAAAUACAGACCAAAAGAAUUUGUUAGAUCAUUGCCAUCGACGCCCGGAUCUUCAACACCUAAAGUAACUCCUGAAGACGAAAGUACAAAUUCAAUCAUGUCAUCUUCGACAACAACGGCUGCAACAACAUCUACUAUGAUGACAAAUACAUCAAAAAAUAGUUCUCGAAAAAAACGUAUGACCAACUUUGAGGAAUAUCUACCACUAUGUGAAAUGCAAAAAGGUUUACAAAAAGGGGAAAUCGUUGAGGGAAUAUUGCGGAUCAAUCAAAGAAAUUAUAACGAUGCCUAUAUCAGUGCUCCGGACGAGGGCCUAGACAUCUACAUUAAAGGCUUGAUCUAUCGAAACAAAGCAUUAAAUGGCGAUUUGGUUGCUGUGAAGUUCCUGAAUGAAACCGAAUGGAAGAUUUCCUAUACAGCAAUCAACGCGAAUUGGGAAGAAUGGAAAGAUGAUUUUACACGACUUAUUGAGGCAAAUGAUGAUGAAAUCGAUCUCAAUAAAUUAAAACUCAAUUCAAAAGAUAUGGGUUUAAUUAGCAUGGGUUCGAAAUCCACAUCAUCACCAGUAACAAUCGAAACAUCAAAACAGCUAUUGAUGGAUGAAUUCGAAAAUCUUCCGUUACAAAUUUUCACGUUAAAAAUUUCCGAUUUAAAAAAACAGAUACCAUAUUGGUCACGAUUUAUUCAACGUACAGCAAAAGUGGUUGGAAUUGUAAAGCAAAAUCAUCCAAGAAUGUUUGCUGGAUCAUUGAAAUUUGAGGAAAACAACGAAAACAAUAAAAACGCAAAUCAAAAGAAAAAGAUGGAAAAUGACAACAAAUACGUAAAAUUCACAUCAUGUGAUAUACGAAAUCCUCAAAUAAUAAUACCAAUGCAAACAUUACCUGAAAUCAUACAAAAAGACUAUUGGAAAUAUAAAAAUCAUUUAUUUUUGGCUGAAAUUACUGAUUGGAAAUCAGAUAGUCUCUAUCCAUUAGGCAAAAUCAUUAAAAAUUUUGGUGAAAUGGGUGACGUUGAUGUUGAAACAGAAAUCAUGCUCAUAUCCUUGAGUAUCAACAAAGAUGAUUUUCCAGAGGAAGCAUUAGCAGAAUAUCAGGAUAAAUUUCCUGAUAAAGAUUGGUUAAUCCCUGAAGGAGAAAUCAAUCAACGGAAAGAUCUUCGCAAAGAGUGCAUAUUCACUAUUGAUCCUGAAACGGCUCGUGAUCUUGAUGAUGCUAUUUCUUAUCGACAAUUGUCCGAUGAUCGAUUUGAGAUUGGCAUUCACAUUGCUGAUGUAUCAUAUUUUAUCAAAGAGAAUACAUUGUUAGAUCGUAUCGCUAGUGAUCGAGCAACUUCGGUUUAUCUCGUUUCCAAAGUGAUACCAAUGUUGCCACACAUAUUUUGUCAAGAUUUAUGUUCAUUAAAUCCUGGUCAUGAUAAACUUACAUUUUCGGCUAUCAUCACUGUGAAUGGAGAUGGAGAGGUUGUCGAUCGAUGGUUUGGUCGUACAGUUAUUAAUUCAUGUUGUAAGCUGACUUAUGAAUUCGCUCAAAAACUUAUUGAAUGUGAUGAUGAUAGCCAAUUAGACCAGUCUAUUUUUCCUCACAUUCAUGAUGAAUGGUCUUUAUCCGAUAUCUGGCAACGUGUUCGUCGUUUACAAACUAUAGCCAAAACGCUUCGAAAAAAACGUCAAGAGAACGGUUCCAUUCGAUUGGAUAAAACUAAAGUCACCUUUUUGCUAAAUGAAGAAGGUAUGCCAUUGGCAUUGUCCAAAUAUCAGCUUCGCGAAUCUAAUUGGCUUAUCGAAGAAUUGAUGCUUAUAGCCAACAAAUGUGUGGCUGAAUUUCUUUAUGACAAAUUUGCUCCUGAAGGUAGAGCUUUUUUGCGCUGGCAUCCACCAUUGGAUAAAUUUUUACUCCGUGAAUUCUUGAAAUCAAUCAAAGGUAUUUGUCCCAUUGAGUUCAAAAGUGAAUGUUCACGAUCAAUGGUCGAAUCAUUGGAAAAAUUGGCCGCAAUCGAUAGUAAUUUUUGCCGAAUGUCAACAAUGUUCCUAAUAAAAGCCAUGAAACUGGCCAUGUAUAUCUGUGUAAGCGAUCAGGACAAUCCAUUGUCAUAUCGUCAUUUUGCCUUGAAUUUUUCCAAAUAUACACAUUUCACAUCACCGAUACGUCGAUAUGCCGAUAUUAUGGUUCAUCGUUUACUAUCCAUGGCUCUUGGAUACGAAUCAAGUAUUUGUUCAAAAACGAAUGAAGAAUUGAAAAAAAUAGCGGAGAAUUGUAAUACAAAAAAGUAUAAUGCCAUGUUAGCUUCAGAGAAAAGUACGGAAAUCUACCUUAAGGCAUACAUAUCAAAAAUUGGAUCACUUACAUCAAAAGCAAUCGUUUUUCAAGUUUAUGAUCAUUCAUUUGAUGUUUUAACCCUUACAUUUGAUACAAUCAAUCGUAUUUAUUUGGAUCAACUAUAUAUUGAUGAUUAUGAAUUUAUUCGUGACAAUAGUAAACGUGAAUUAAAAUUGAAAUGGAAAUCAGUCGAAACACAAUCGACGCCUGAUACUGAUUCUGAAAACUUGACAGACAGCAGCUCAAAUCUAAUACAGACUAUUGAAAGUUUUAUCGUACUUGAUAUAGAAAUGGUUGUAACAGACAAAUUUGAAUUGAAGGUAAAAUUAUUUGUUAAAUUUGAUUUAAUAAUGACGAAUCUUCGGCCCUUUAAAUUAGACGAUUUAUUUCGAAUUAAUAAUGUAAACUUAGAUCCAUUCACUGAAACCUAUGGCCUAUCAUUUUAUCUACAAUAUUUAACUCAUUGGCCCGAAUAUUUUCAUAUAGCGGAAUCACCCAAUGGUGAAAUCAUGGGAUACAUUAUGGGCAAAAUUGAAGGCACCGGUAAUAAUUGGCAUGGACAUGUGACCGCUUUAACUGUUGCACCGCAAUAUCGUCGAUUGAAUCUAGCCGCUAAGCUUAUGUAUUGUCUAGAGUUGACGUCUGAAAGAAAAAAUGCCUAUUUUGUUGAUCUGUUUGUUAGAAUUUCGAAUAAGGUUGCUAUCGAUAUGUAUAAAAAACUUGGCUAUAGCGUAUAUCGUCAGGUAUUGGAAUAUUACACCGGAGAUCCAGAUGAAGAUGCUUAUGACAUGAGAAAAGCUUUAUCUCGUGAUAAGCUUAAACAAUCGAUAAUCCCAUUACCUCAUCCUGUGCGCAUCGAAGAUUUAGAAUAAAUUAUCCAUAAUUUAUGGAUCUGGUCUUUUUAAUUAAA
Molecule: messenger RNA, 3761 nt
Organism: Dermatophagoides pteronyssinus (European house dust mite)
Lineage: Eukaryota; Metazoa; Arthropoda; Arachnida; Sarcoptiformes; Pyroglyphidae
Gene: Dis3l2
Product: Dis3 like 3'-5' exoribonuclease 2
Biological process (GO): mRNA catabolic process
Cellular component (GO): P-body
Molecular function (GO): RNA binding; 3'-5'-RNA exonuclease activity
Source: RefSeq, a predicted model, not a curated record